Molecule: messenger RNA, 3838 nt
Organism: Cynara cardunculus var. scolymus (artichoke)
Lineage: Eukaryota; Viridiplantae; Streptophyta; Magnoliopsida; Asterales; Asteraceae
Product: histone-lysine N-methyltransferase ATX4-like
Exons: 22
Coding region: 334-3633 (1099 amino acids)
Biological process (GO): regulation of transcription by RNA polymerase II
Molecular function (GO): protein binding
Source: RefSeq, a predicted model, not a curated record
UUUCUUUAACGUUUGUUGCUCACGAAAUUAGAGAUUUUGGGUGUGGAGGAAUGUUAAUUUAAACAACUCAUCGACUUAUUUUUUUAUCAGUGGCUUCGUGGAAGUGAGAGAAAGAGAUCCCCUAAUUCACACAGACCUUGAUUGAUGAAAUUUCCCUCCCAAAUCUCUUGUUUUUGUUGUUGUGGGAUGCUCUGUUGUUUUGAUUGAUUGUUAGAACAACCAUUUGGGAAUUUUCUUUCAAGAAAGUGUUUGGGUUUCUUCAAUUGGAAGAUUAGGUUUUUGUGAAUUGAGGUUCUUGGUGGUUAGGGUUUCGGGGAUUGGAGUGUGGGGGGAAUGAUAAUCAAGCGCAAGUUGAAAUCGGCAAUGCCGAGUUUGAAGCGGUGUCGAGUUGGUGAGUCGGGGGCAGGCGGAGAUGACGACGAGUGGUCGGGGAAAUCUAGGAAGAAACGGAAGAGUAACAACGGUUAUUAUCCUCUGCAUCUGCUCGGAGAGGUUGCCGCCGGGAUCAUUACGCUCAGUGAAUUGGGAUUUCAUUUCCCCGCCGGUGUUAUCCCUAGCUUCUGCAGCGACACCGGUGAGGUGGUGGUCGUUGACUCCAAAUCGAAUGCACCAAAAACGGAGUUGGAGGAUACCAGUAAUGCUAUUAAUAACGAUUCCGUCCGACCACCACCAAGGCCGCCGUUGGUCAGGACUUCACGGGGACGUGUUCAGGUACUUCCUUCUCGGUUCAAUGAUUCAGUUCUUGAUAACUGGAAGAAAGAAAAAACCAAACUUGAUGUUAAUCAAGACUUGUACUUUGAUCCUGAAUUUGCUCCUCAUAAGGACAAAUCAAGCGUCAAAAUCCCAAAAAUUCAGAACAAGAAGCAUAACGGGGAUAAAGUUAGUUAUAAAUGUCGUAAAUCUUUACCCCCACCAUUGAAGUUUGAAGAAUUUGAAGAUGAGGAGUACAAGUAUUCGAGAUAUAAUAAUGAACAGUAUGAUAAUGUUAACACGAUCUUGAUUGGGGAAAAAAAGGAUGGUUUUUCGAAUGGUUCGCAAAAGGAGCAAGUGGAGAAGACGACUGGAAAUAUUAAAGAACCAGAUGAAUUUUCUCCGGGUGAUAUAGUUUGGGCCAAGUCCGGAAAGCAUUAUCCGGCUUGGCCAGCCAUUGUUCUGGAUCCAGUAAUGCAUGCUCCCCAACAAGUUCUUGGCUUUCGGGUUGAUGAUGCUUUUUGUGUCAUGUUCUUUGGGUACUCAGGAAAUGGUACACAGAGGGACUAUGCUUGGAUUAGAAGCGGAAUGAUAUUUUCAUUUGUAGAAAAUGUUGACAGGUUUCAGGGCCAGACCGACUUGAAUGAUAACGAGCCAAGUGUGCUUCGAUCAGCAAUAGAGGAGGCAUUUCUAGCAGAACAUGGGUUUACAGAAAUGCUAAUGGUUGAAAUUAAUGCAGCGGCUGGUAACUUGGAUUAUCUUGAUGCUAUCCCUAGAGGUGUUCAUGAGGCUAGAGGGACACAUCAGGAACAUGAACAUGUCUCUCAAAAGCAGGAAAUAUCUAAAAGGCGGCACACACAAUCCUGUGAAGGCUGUGGUUCAACAAUCUCACUUAGAAUGUUAAGAAAAAUGAACGAUACAUCUCCUAGUAGCCGUCUUCUUUGUAAUACAUGUGCCAGGUUGACAAAAUUAAAACAUUAUUGUGGCAUAUGCAAAAAGAUAUGGAAUCGAGCCGAUACUGUUAGUUGGGUACGUUGUGAUGGUUGUAAAGUGUGGGUGCAUGCGGAAUGCGAUAAAAUCUCUGGUCAUCAUUUCAAGGAUCUUGGGACAACCGAAUACUACUGCCCAGAUUGCAAAGCAAAGUUCAAUUUUGAGUUAUCAGAUUCAGAAACUUGUCAGCCUAAACACAGAUAUUCAAAAAAGCAGGAGGAAAUGGUGCUGCCCGAUAAGGUCACUGUUGUCUGCACAGGCGUGGAAGGCAUAUACUUUCCAAGCCUGCAUUUGGUUGUGUGCAAGUGCGGGUCUUGCGGGUCAGAAAAGCUGGCACUUAGUGAAUGGGAGCGGCACACAGGUUCAAAAGUGAAAAAUUGGAAAACAAGCAUCAGGGUGAAGGGUUCCUUGCUGCCACUCGAACAAUGGAUGCUGCAAGUAGCUGAGUAUCAUGCUCGUACCGUUGUUUCUGUCAAUUCUCUUAAGCGCCCUUCUUUAAAAGCACGAAAGCAGAAAUUGCUUAGUUUUCUACAAGAAAAAUAUGAGCCCGUAUAUGCCAAGUGGACAACUGAACGUUGUGCCGUAUGUCGUUGGAUUGAAGAUUGGGACUACAACAAGAUCAUUAUAUGCAUCAGAUGUCAAAUAGCCGUGCAUCAAGAAUGCUAUGGUGCAAGAAAUGUUCAGGAUUUUACUUCAUGGGUUUGCCGGUCCUGCGAGACACCAGAUGUUGAGCGAGAGUGCUGCCUCUGUCCUGUAAAAGGAGGUGCUAUGAAGCCUACUGAUGUUGAGCCCCUCUGGGUCCACGUGACCUGCGCUUGGUUUCGGCCUGAAGUUUGCUUUGCAAGUGACGAGAAGAUGGAGCCUGCGCUUGGAAUUUUGAGUAUCCCGUCAAACUCUUUUGUAAAGAUUUGUGUCGUUUGUAAGCAAAUUCAUGGAUCAUGUACACAAUGCUCCAAGUGUUCAACUUAUUACCAUGCAACAUGUGCAUCUAGAGCUGGCUAUCGCAUGGAGUUGCAUUCCCUGGAGAAGAACGGGAAGCAGAUUACAAGGAUGGUGUCGUAUUGCGCUUAUCACAGGGCUCCGAAUCCGGAUACCGUCCUAAUAAUUCAGACCCCAGGAGGGGUAAUCUCGGCUAAAAGCCUACUCCUGAACAAUAACAAGAGCGGUUCGAGAUUGAUCUCAUCAAGAAGAUUACAACUUCGAGAUGCUCCAAUCUCCGAGACUUCGACGGAGACCGAGCCGUUUUCUGCAGCAAGGUGCAGGGUGCACCAGAGAUCUCACACCAAGAAGCCAGGAGACGGGCUAAUCAUGCACCGAGUUACCAGACCAUGUCAUCACUCUUUAACUACGAUACAACGCUUGAACAGUCUCAGAGUAAUAAUUUUUGCUUUUGUUAGCAUCGGUUUCUGCAAAAGGCUCAUAGAUCACACACCUGAUGCCUUUUUUCUACAGGAGAUGCAAGAACCUCGAAGCUUUUCUACUUUUAGAGAAAGAUUGCGUCAUUUACAGAGAACCGAAAAUGAUCGGGUUUGCUUUGGUAGAUCGGGAAUACAUGGAUGGGGCCUCUUUGCACGUCGAAACAUAUUGGAAGGAGAAAUGGUUUUGGAAUAUCGUGGUGAACAAGUUAGGCGCAGCGUUGCUGAUCUAAGGGAAGCACGAUAUCGCAGAGAAGGCAAAGACUGCUACCUGUUUAAAAUCAGCGAAGAAGUGGUCGUGGAUGCAACAGACAAAGGAAACGUAGCACGUUUAAUCAACCACUCUUGUAUGCCAAACUGCUAUGCAAGGAUCAUGAGCGUUGGUGGCGAUGAAAGCCGUAUCGUACUUAUUGCACGAACUAACGUGGCAACGGGUGAUGAACUAACGUAUGAUUACUUGUUUGAUCCAGAUGAAAGCGAUGAAUGCAAAGUGCCGUGUUUAUGUAAAGCGCAGAAUUGUCGGAAAUUUAUGAAUUAGGAAUAACAUAAACAAAAGCAGAGUAUACAAAAUGGAAAUGGUCUCAGCAGCAGCUCUUUAUUUUGUUUUUUUUUUUUUUUUGGGAAAAAGAAGAAAAAAGGAAAACGAAAAAAUAAUAAUGAAUGGUAGAUAUGAUAUGAGUAAGAGUAGGGAACUCUGGAAAGAUGCAUACCUCAUUUAUCAUAGUUUUGGUUUGCCUUCCAAA